Molecule: messenger RNA, 3768 nt
Organism: Eimeria mitis
Lineage: Eukaryota; Apicomplexa; Conoidasida; Eucoccidiorida; Eimeriidae
Exons: 5
Coding region: 1-3768 (1255 amino acids)
Biological process (GO): positive regulation of proteasomal ubiquitin-dependent protein catabolic process; protein ubiquitination
Cellular component (GO): cullin-RING ubiquitin ligase complex; nucleus
Molecular function (GO): ubiquitin-like ligase-substrate adaptor activity; ubiquitin protein ligase binding
Source: RefSeq, a predicted model, not a curated record
AUGGGCAGCCUCGAUAUGACGGAUCACAGCCUCAACAGUACCAACGAUGGGGAGGCGCUGCCUGUUGUACCUCAGGCCCCUACCGUUGGCUUUUCCCCUUAUGAGGGCAGUGCAGUAAGGAUUAGACUCAACAGAGAGCCGCUGCUGCAUGCAGUUCUCUCACUGACUGCAGCAGCACUCGUCGCAUUCCUCCUGCUGCGCUGCUACAAUUUGAUCCGCCGUAGGGCCGUCACCUGCUGCCAAGACGAUGAGCCAGGGGGGGGCCCCUCGGGGGCCCCCAGGAGGCUGGCCGGGGGGGGCGGGCAGGGCUUUGUACCCCCAGUGGAUAUGUGCAGCAGCUCGGAUGAAGAGGAUGAGUGGUAUGAUCCCGUUUCCUCUGCGGAGUCUUCAGAUGCAGAAGGGGAAGAAGAAGAGGUAGGAGAGAGAAGAGGAGAAGAAGGAGGAGGAGGAGGAGAAGGAGAAAAGUCAGAGAGCAAUGACGACGGGUCUUCUCUUCCGUCUACCUCUACCACCUCUUCACACCCAACCAGUGCAGAAGCAACUGGAGGCGACGGUGGAUCGGGGGGAGCGGAGCAGCAGCAGACUGGACCCCAGCCCGGUCUCUAUCCUGUGCCAGUUCCUCCUUCGAGCCCCCCCAGAUCCAUAGGGGUUAUUAGUUUAACUAGUCCCCCCCCACCUGAACGGCCGCCGGGGGCCUCCUCCACCGUAGCUCCGGGGCCUCAGGGCCCUGCGGGGGGCCCCUCAGGGGCUGCUGCCUCUUCUGCUGCUGGGGCUGAAGCUCCUUCUGCUGCCGCUGCUGGUGCUCCUGGUGACCCUGGCGACAGAACACGCCGCGUGCCGUAUGCCUAUACACUGCAGCGGCCCGGAGGUAAUGUAGGGCGUUCAGCAUCGGGGGUAGACGGAGGGACCAUGGGGGUCCUGAGGGAGUGGUACAGAGCGCAUCAGCGUUCAGCUCCCACUUCUGCUCGUUCUGUUACUGGUGUUUCUUCACGCCAAGCAUCUCUCCAGGUGAGGAAUCCAGGGAGAGGAGGCUUCGGCUGGCCGGGAGCUGGCUAUACAGUACAGCACCCUGCGGGGUCCGGAGGCAGCCAGCAAGGGGGCGGAAGGGGGGAUCAAGGAGUACCGGGGCAGCAGAGGCCCCUCGAUGCUCUCCACAGCCCCUACCAGGCCUCAGUGCCAGGCAACACAGGCGGGAGAGGAGGAGGGGCCCCCGGUCGGCCUGUAGGGUACUACGCACCGCAGCCAUCUUCGAGUGCUGCCACUCAGGCAGGGAUCCAACGCACAGAAGGUGGAGGGGAUGCAGCAGCAGCAGUAGGAGCAGCAGGAAGAGCAGCAGCAGCAGCAGCAUCAGGAGCAUCAGGGCCCAUGCCUCAUCAUCCUGUCAGUGGUAUCGCGCGGCCGUUUUACCCGCCGUUCCCCUCGAGCCGAGGGCAAAAGGCGAGCAGCUUGCCGAGGUCACUAGUGUUGCAAGGGCCCGUUGCUGUUGCUGGUGCUGCUGCUGGCGCUGCUGCUGGUGCUUCUGCUUCGCGUCCUGGGGCGGAUGCCGCUCCCAGUCGUGGUGCUGCUGCCUCUGGGCCUGGCGCUGGUACUCGGUAUCGUGGUGCUGCUGCGGGCGACGGUGCUGCUGCUCCUAGGGGUGACGCUGGUGCUGCUGCUCGUGGCCGUGGUGCUGCUGGCGCAGCUGGCUCUGAACCUAGUCCAAGUGCUUCUGUAGCGGCUCCUGCUGCUUCUGGCCGUGGUGCUGCUGCUGCUGGUCCCAGUGGUGCUGCUGCCGCUGCGGGUGGCGCUGGUGCUGCUGCUCCUCCUCCUCCUCCUCCUCGUGUCUCUUCUGCUGUUUCUUAUGCAGGUGGUUUUAGUGUUCCUUCUUCCUAUGGCCGCGGAUCGGCUGCUGUUAGCUCGCGUUUCAUGGAUGCUGGGGGUGCUGGCUCGGGUCCUUCAGCUGCUUCUGUUUCUCGUUCAGCUAGUACUGGUGUUGGUGCUCGUUCUGCUGCUGCUGCAGCUUCAGCUGCAGCUGGUACUGGUUCCCCUCAUCGAACUGCUUCUGCAGCUGCAGCUGCUGCACCUGGUGGAGCUCCUCCUCGUCCUCCUCCUCCUGGUGCUUCUGUUUCUCGCAGUGGCAGCGGCGCUGGUGUCAGUGUUCGUGCGCCGCCCCGGCAUAUGAUGACCUGGUUUAUUGGGGGAGCAGGCGGGCAGCCUCGCGCCCUGGGGGAUCCAUCCUUACCCACACCCCAAAGAACACCAGGGAUACCUCCUCCUGCUGCCGCUGCUGCUGCUGCUGCUCGUGCUGCUGCUCCUGCUAAGGGUCCGCCUAUGGGUGCUGCUGCUGCGUCAAGAACGGACGCACCACCAGAGCGCCCCAGCGGCAUUCCGAGGGCUAUACCUGCAGCAGCGCAGCCUCCUGCUGCAGCUGCUUCCGGCUUCAGCAGAGGCGGCAGCGGCAGAAGCAGCGGCAGAAGCCGCAAUGUACCCGUUGCUCGUGGGCCUGUUCUUACAGUGCAAACGGCGAAAGCUGCAGGCGGAGGAGGCGCCCCAGCGGCAUUCCGAGGGCUAUACCUGCAGCAGCGCAGCCCCCUGCUGCAGCUGCUUCCGGCUUCAGCAGAGGCGGCAGCGGCAGAAGCAGCGGCAGAGGCCGCAAUGUACCCGUUGCUCGUGGGCCUGUUCUUACAGUGCAAACGGCGAAAGCUGCAGGCGGAGGAGCUCCUGGAGGAGGCGGUGGAAACCACCCUGCCGGAUGGAGGCCUGGGGAUGCCGCGUCUACAGCAGCAACACCACCUGCAGCACCUGCAGCAGCAGCACCGGGAGCACCACCACGUCCAGCAGCAGCACCUGGAGCACCACCACGUCCAGCAGCAGCACCUGGAGCACUACCACCAGCAGCACCUGGAGCAGCAGCACGUGCAGCAGCAGCACCUGGAGCAGCAGCACGUGCAGCAGCAGCACCUGGAGCAGCAGCACGUGCAGCAGCAGCACCGGGAGCACCACCACGCCCAGCAGCAGCACCGGGAGCACCACCACGCCCAGCAGCAGUACCUGGAGCAGCACCUCGUCCAGCAGCAGGACCUGGAGCAAUACCACGUGCAGCAGCAGCACCUGGAGCAAUACCACGUGCAGCAGCAGGACCUGGAGCAAUACCACGUGCAGCAGCAGGACCUGGAGCAAUACCACCUGCAGCAGCAGCACCACGUGCACCUGCUGGUGCUGCUUCUCCUGCGUAUGAUGCUCCAGGCCAUUGUUUCAGUGCAACUGGGGCCUCCUAUUGCCCCAAAGCCAAAAGGAAUUGAUUCGUGGUUGCAACGACAGCGAGCUGCUGCUGCUCGGGGUGCAGGUGCUGGUGCUGCUGCUCAAGGACAACAGCAGCCUCCGCAUGGUGCCAGUGGAAAUGAUGGUUUGCCGUCGUAUGCUGAAGUCACCCAGGCGUCUCAUGCUUACCCAAGGGUAUCUUCGCCGGUGCCUCCAGCGAGGCUCAGAGUACCAGAAGACCUUUCAGGAGAUGAAGUCCGAGGUCUAGAUGAGGCAACAAUUCGUGAACUUGAGGGAGAUGUUGAGGACUUGGUUGGGCCGGACGAACCACUGCAUAUUGUUAAACAGAAAUUGCCGAGUCAAACUCUUUUAACUGUGUUUAAGCUAAAACGGCAAAUGGAUGUAACCUCCAGACUUUUUGGGGAGUGGAGGCGGGUGAGGAAACCAGACUACGGCAAGCCGGUGGCAGUUAAGAACGAUGGUCUAGACUGGAGCGAGGAUGAAGUUUGGUUUAGUGAUGAUGAUUAA